Molecule: messenger RNA, 920 nt
Organism: Pocillopora meandrina
Lineage: Eukaryota; Metazoa; Cnidaria; Anthozoa; Scleractinia; Pocilloporidae
Source: the annotation of a GenBank genome assembly
AGGAUAAGCAGCAGUCGUGCAGUAUAUGAGGUUAACUUACAUGGAGCCAAUGGCACAGUGCCUGAGCCGAUUUGCGCGGAUAACAUGAGAGUGAGGCAACGAGAACAAACGUCGUCCACUCCGGGAAAAUUAUUGGUAAGAUAUUUGAAAGAGUAAGAGGCAACAGUGUAUUUGAUUUAAUAUGAACUUGAAGUAUAAAAGAGUGGUGCAAAACUCAGUAGAACAGGGUUUUCAAGAAAGUGCCAUUUUCGUUCAAAUGUAGCCUAACUGAAAGCAACUUGAGGCCUUCUUGGAGAAGAAGCGAGAAACUUGGCAGCGGUUUUAAGGCCUCCAGACUGUGAUCCUGUUGAAAGAAAAAUUCCUCCUAUUUCUGCAUCAUUCAGCAACGUCUAUUCAAAACUUGUUCGUAACACACAUGUAAUCUGUAUAUCGCCAAUUCUCACAUCUCGUUUACGGUUUUCAGUUCAGAAAGACACUCAGUUCAAAAGGCGGAAUCGUGUAGUCGUUUAAAGUCUGUAAGACUUAAGGCCCCGUCAAUCAUACCCAGUCAGUGGCGUUCUCCCUGCAGCCAGUCAAAAGAGCGCCUUCCUUGAAUCUGCUUCAUUUGAACCUGGUCAACUUUUCAGAAAGUCCUCUUAAAUGCGAGGUAUCAUUAGCUUAGAUAACUCUCAACAAUAGUACACCGAUUCAGAAAGUCUUUUUCAAUGUAAGGUAUCAUUAGUUUAGAUAAGUCUCUACAAUAAUAAACAGAUUCAUAAAGUCUUCUUAAUAGGAGGUAUCAUUAGUUUAGAGAGCUCUCUACAACAGUACACCAAUUCGUAACGCACAGGAACUUAUAAUGUAUACUUUAAUUUCAGAAUCCAAGCAAAGAGGGAGAAACGAAGUUCAAAUUUACCAAGUUUCCGGUGCGCAAACUAGAA